Spirometra erinaceieuropaei is the source of this 2006-nucleotide messenger RNA. The record is from the annotation of a GenBank genome assembly. Lineage: Eukaryota; Metazoa; Platyhelminthes; Cestoda; Diphyllobothriidea; Diphyllobothriidae.
AUGUGCGUGACCGACGCCAAAGCGGCGGACGUUGUGGCGGUGGAGGAGGAAGAGAAGCAGGUGGGAGAUUAGGAGGGAGAGGAGGAGGCAGGGGAGGUGAAGUAGGAGGAUGGAAGAGGCUGUCUGGGAGGGCGGCUAGAAAUAAUUGACGGCGUAGAUGGCGAUGAAGAGGUGGCGGAAAGACUACGUUUAGUGCAGUCCGAAUGGUGCGGCUGGUCCGAAGGUGUCCAACAAAUCCAAUUGGCGUCCCCAGUAUCCGCUGACUCCGUGGACACGUUGGAGGCGGUUGUGCGUUGGCAUUGUGAGGUUGGCGCGGAUGAGAUUUGCAGGCCUUUUGUUUGUCUUUCGCGGGUGCAAUGCGGUUGACUUCGUUGAUCUCAGCGCCUGUCUUCACUGUCCUCCUCCAGGUCGACCGGUCUCGGCCGGUCUUCCUAAUUGGUUGGAUUAAUUUGUAGGCGUUUCAGAGAGGACUUCAGAGUAUCCUUGUAGCAACAGACUUGGCCUUCUUGGUGGCGAUAAUCCAUGGCGACGUCUCCAUAGAAGAGUCAUUUGGGUAGCCACUUGUCGUUCGUCCGCACGAGAUGGCCGCUCCAACCUCGUUGCAGUUGUCUCAGCAUGGCGUAAACGCUCCACUACAUCAGCGUCCGGGAUUCGGUUCUGCCACCUCAGAUUCAGUAUGCGGUUAAGACAACUGGGGUGAAAAUGUUGUUGUAGUGUUGGUGUGCGUGGCAGGCGCCACGACGGCAGUCGUUGGGUCAGUGGAUGAGGAGGAUGAGAAUGAGUAUGAGGAGGAGCAGGAUGGAUGUGGUGGUUCAGGAGGACGGUCAGAGUUAGCCCCAUGGCGUAGAGGACGAGGAAGUAGUUGACGGACGGGCGACGGUUGUUGCAUUCAGUGUGCCGCAGUUGGUCUGGAGAUGUCCAACAAGUCGAAUUGGCGCCCGGAAUGUCCGUUGACCCCGUGGAUAAGAUGGAGGCGGCUGUGUGUUGGCAUUUCGAGGUUGGCGCAGCUGAGUUUUGCGUGCUUAGCGUUUAAAUUUCACAGGGGCGAUGUGGUUGACUUCGAAGAUUGCAGCGCCUGUUUUUCUACCACGUAGGUCGGUCCCGGGCGAGGCCUUCAUAGUUUGUCAGGUUGAUCUGCAGGAGCUUCAGGGGAGUUUGAUAAAUAACCUUGUAUCGACGAAUUUGGCCUCCCUGACGGCAUGAACCCGUGGCUACAUCUUCAUAGAAGAGUAGUUUGGGUAGCCGCUCGUCGUCCAUUCGUACUAGUUGGCCGAUCCAACAUAGCGUAAAUGCUGAGCAUUCCCGUCCGCUCCAUUGUUAUCGUGUCUGGUAUCUGGUGUUGCCACCUCAGCUUCAGUAUCCGUUGAAGACAGCCGAGGCGGAAGUGGCAGAGUGUACGUGUCUGCUUCAUGCACACCAUCCAAGUCUCUGCUCCAUACAGCAACGUCGGUAGAAUGACAGCCUUGUGUAUCUUCAGUUUCGUGCUGAGUUAAAGACAGUAACUAAUCCAAACUGUGUUUCGAAGACGACCGAAGGUAUGACUGGACUGGAGAAUCCAGAAGUCCACUUAAUCGUCCAUUUUGUUGCUGCAGGAGAGGGUACUGCCCAGAUACGUGCAGUUGGCCACCACUUGUACUUGGCGCCGUUCACGCUGAUUUGCGGCGCAUUGUAGGCAGUGUUGGGUGGCGGUUGGUGCAUAACCACCGCCUUCUCCGUGUUGAUAACCAGGUAUAAGUUGUCGCAGGUGGCGGAGAAGAGAUCCAUGCUCCUUUGUAUGUCCCCUUCAGUAGCUGAAUUGAGGACACAUUUAUGGGCGAAAAGAAGUUCGUGGACGGUGUUUGUGGAUACAAGAGCAGGAGCAGGAAUAUGAGAAGAAGGAGGAGAAGGAGGAGGUGGUAAUGGAGGAGGAGUUGGAGGAGGAGGAGAAGGAGGAGCAGGGGCAGGAGGAGAAGGAAGAGGAGCAAGAGGGGGAGGAGGAGGAGAUGGAAAUGGAGAGAGAGAGUUAG